GACAAAUUACGGGCGAAUGCCAUUCCGAAGUGGGGAGCGCGUACCGGUUCGAUCUGGUCAACGUCGCCCCUCCUGAUCGAGUGACUGCUCUGUCCCCCCACUCGCGCGUUCCUCCUCUAUGUUGCUGCCAACCUAGUAGCAGCCCACCCUGCCGCCACCCCGCCGUUGGCCGGCUGGCCGCCGCGCCGUCGCCAGUCUCCGCCGCUGAUCCCUCGCAUCUCGGCCGACGCCGUGGACCGACGCCCUCCUAGCUCAAGAGAAGUGUUAAGUAUGGCUGCCGAAUGGACUGAUGAGAACACCCGGAUCAUCGUCGAGUUGUUUGUCAAACAAUUGCGGGCUGGAAAUAUGCCAAACACUCAUUUGACACCCAAUGCAUAUGACGAUGUGGGAAAGGAGUUCCUGAUGAGAACUGGACUUGAGUACACGCAUAAGCAAGUGAGAAACAAAUGGGACAAGUUAAAACGUGAGUACAACCUAUUCAAGCAGCUCAAGCACCGCGAGACGGGUGGGGGGUGGGACUUUGAGAAAAACACGGUGAAACAAGAUAAUGAGUGGUGGAAGAAGGCAAAAGUUGACCUCCCAGGUUGUGGCAAGUUCAAGAAGCAUGGACUUCGUAAUGAAGAAGGCUUGCGCCUAUUGUUUGAGGAUAUCAGUGUCGAUGGUAGUGACCAUUGGAACCCCGCAUAUGGCAUGCCUCCCCCCUCUAGUGCAGCAUUAAAAGACGCCUUGAAUGUCGAUGAAAUCACUGAUCUGGAUUUGGAGGAUGAUACCGAGGAGCAAGCAUCUCCGAAAAUAGCUAGUGGAUCUAAAGUGAGGCUUGGGAUCACGAUUCCGGAGAAGAACAAGAGACCGAAGACCGCACAAGUGAUGCAGGAGGAGAUUAGAAAGAUUAGUUCCAUUGCCCAUGCUUCACACACAUCGUUUCAGUCUUUCCUACAGAAAGAUGAGACCACCUCUGUUGCCUCUACGAUGGAUUUAGUUCGUGCUUGCAGCGCAAUAGAAGGCACAGAUGAGCACUUCAUUGCUACUGAGCUCUUUAUAAAGAGGGAGCAAAGGGAGAUGUUCCUGCACAUGAUAGCUGACUCUCAAAAGGGUUGGUUGCGUAGGAGGUUUGACCUCAAGUAUGGGAACUAGUUUGUUCCAUCUUAUCUAUCGAUAAUAUUUGCUUAUGUUCUAUGCUAUCGAACAAUAUUUAUGCCUAUGUGUUGGCGAACCUAGUAUUAUGUUGUGCUAUCGGAACAAUAUUCAUGCCUAUGUGUUGGCGAACCUAGUAUUAUUUGUGCUAUCGGAAAAAUAUUCAUGCCUAUGUAUUGGUGAACCUAUUAUUUUGUUGUGCAUUGGGAAAAUAUUUAUGCCUAUGUUGGUGAACCUACUA
Messenger RNA from Triticum urartu, 1375 nucleotides. RefSeq names its product L10-interacting MYB domain-containing protein-like. Lineage: Eukaryota; Viridiplantae; Streptophyta; Magnoliopsida; Poales; Poaceae. The record is from RefSeq and is a predicted model, not a curated record.